AAAUGGGUGGGACGUGACAGCGGCUAUAAGUUAUAAGCUUUAGUUUUCUGGUACGUUGACGCUUUGACCUUUUGACGCGCUUCACGCGCACCCUUUGUCUCCAGCACAGCUUUCUGCACCUCCAGUUUGGAAACCCUCAUUUUCCUUCUACAAUGGCAGCGAUUGGAAACCGUGGAACCGUGAAGGAGGCGGCUGGUUUCAAUGCAGAAGCAGACUCCCAGAGUCUCAGAGAAGCCAUGAAGGGAACAGGCACUAAUGAGGACGCCAUCACCGAGGUCCUGGCACACCGUACGGUUGCCCAGAGGCAGCGCAUCAAAGAGGCCUACAAACAAACAGUGGGGAAGGACCUGGCUGAUGAUCUGUCCUCAGAGCUGAGUGGGAACUACUGCAGCGUCGUUCUGGGUCUGCUGAUGCUGGCGCCGGUGUACGACGCCUACGAGCUGAAAAGUGCAAUGAAGGGGGCUGGAACUGAGGAGGCCGGUCUUAUCGAUAUUCUGGCUUCAAGGACAAACGCUGAAAUACAAACCAUCAAUGCGAUCUUCAAGAAAGAAUAUGGAAAAGACUUGGAAGACGCUGUGUGUGGAGACACGUCAGGAAUGUUCCAGAGGGUUUUGGUCUCUUUAAUGACGGCUGGCCGCGAUGAGAGCGACAAAGUGGACGAGGCCCAGGCGGUCCUCGAUGCCAAGGAAAUCUUUGAGGCUGGCGAAGCACGAUGGGGCACGGACGAGGUGAAAUUCCUCACGGUGCUUUGUGUGAGAAACCAAAAACAUCUGCUGCGAGUGUUCGCGGAGUAUCAGAGGAUUUCUGGGAGAGACAUUGAGGACAGCAUUAAGAGGGAGAUGUCCGGAUGUCUGGAGGACAUCUUUCUGGCAAUAGUGAAAAGCUUAAGGAACAAGCCAGCCUUCUUUGCGGAGCGAUUAUACAAAUCGAUGAAGGGGCUGGGCACUACAGAUAAUGUCCUCAUCAGAAUAAUGGUUGCGCGGGCGGAGAUCGACAUGUUGGACAUUAAGGAGCAGUUCCUGAAGAUGUAUGGCAAAACCCUCUACUCCUUCAUCAAGGGAGACACAUCUGGUGACUACCGCAAAAUCCUGCUGGAGCUGUGUGGAGGAGAGUGAAGGACAUCAGAAAGACGUGCAGCUCUCUUUAUUUCACAUGAUGAGCUAUUAUUCUGUUUCCUCUAUCUUCCUUUCUCCUCCACGGCCUUCACAUUUCACGGCUUGAACGUGCCUUGUUUCACCGUUUGACCUUUAUUACCAAUUAAACCAAAGACCAGUGACCUUUUCA
This is a messenger RNA of Pseudoliparis swirei, 1284 nucleotides long. It is a transcript of the gene anxa4, whose product is annotated as annexin A4. Gene Ontology annotation, cellular component: cytoplasm. Gene Ontology annotation, molecular function: calcium-dependent phospholipid binding; calcium ion binding. The coding region runs from base 153 to 1115 and encodes 320 amino acids. Lineage: Eukaryota; Metazoa; Chordata; Actinopteri; Perciformes; Liparidae. The record is from RefSeq and is a predicted model, not a curated record. The transcript has 13 exons.